Vigna angularis (adzuki bean) is the source of this 1472-nucleotide messenger RNA. Its product is annotated as galacturonokinase. The record is from RefSeq and is a predicted model, not a curated record. Bases 112 to 1407 code for a protein of 431 amino acids. Gene Ontology annotation, molecular function: ATP binding; galactokinase activity. Gene Ontology annotation, biological process: galactose metabolic process; carbohydrate phosphorylation. Lineage: Eukaryota; Viridiplantae; Streptophyta; Magnoliopsida; Fabales; Fabaceae. Gene Ontology annotation, cellular component: cytosol; cytoplasm. The transcript has 14 exons.
AAUCGUACAUUCAUACAGUGCACCACCUCACAGUGCUCAUCCAAAGUGCAGUAGUUUGUGUUCGUUUUCUAAAUCUCGGUGAAUUUCUGAAUCUACCCUGCAGUUGCAGAGAUGGAUGCGCAGGGUUGGCCUUCUUGUACCGAGCUAAAUGAAAUCAGAGAGAGAGUUUCCAAAAUGGCGAAUGUGAAUACAGAGGAGGUUCGAGUUGUGGUAUCUCCCUAUCGAAUAUGUCCUUUGGGGGCACACAUUGAUCAUCAGGGUGGGACCGUUUUAGCUAUGACAAUCAAUAGGGGAAUACUUCUGGGUUUUGCUCCUUCUGCUAAUUACCAGGUUGUAAUUCAUUCUGGACAGUUUCAGGGAGAAAUUAAGUUCAGAGUUGAUGAGACUCAGCAGCCAAAAGAUAAUUGUUUGGCCAAAGAUUCUUCUGAGCUACAUGAACAAUGUGACUGGGGGCGUUAUGCUAGAGGAGCAGUGUAUGCACUACAGAGUAGAGGAAACAAUCUCUCUAAGGGUAUCACAGGAUACAUAUGUGGUUCUGAAGGUUUCGACAGUUCAGGCUUAAGCUCUUCAGCUGCAGUUGGAGUGGCUUACCUCAUGGCUUUGGAAUAUGCAAAUAAUUUAGUAAUGUCUCCCACAGAAAAUAUAGAAUAUGAUAGGUUGAUUGAGAAUGAAUAUUUGGGUCUGAAAAAUGGCAUAAUGGAUCAAUCAGCUAUAUUACUUUCAAGACAUGGUUGUUUGAUGUGCAUGAAUUGCAAGACCAAAGAUUAUAAGCUCGUCUACCAACCAAAGGUUCUAGAAUACAAGGAGAAUGAGCAACCGAAGGCAACUAGUAUAUUGUUGGCACUUUCUGGUCUGAAGCAAGCUUUGACGAAUAGCCCUGGAUAUAACAAGCGAGUUGCAGAGUGUCAAGAGGCUGCAAAAUUUCUUCUUGAAGCAUCUGGAGAUUACAAAACCGAGCCCAUCCUAUCCAAUGUUGAUCCAGAAGUUUACGAGGCCCAUAAGCACAAAUUAGAACCAAAUCUAGCCAAAAGAGCAGAACAUUAUUUCUCGGAGAAUAUGCGUGUUAUGAAAGGACUCGAGGCUUGGUCGUUGGGCAAGUUAAAAGAUUUUGGAAUGCUUAUUACAGCUUCUGGUCGGAGUUCCAUUCAAAAUUAUGAAUGUGGUUGUGAACCACUGAUUCAGCUGUAUGAGAUCCUUUUGAGAGCUCCUGGUGUAUUGGGAGCGCGGUUCAGUGGUGCUGGCUUUAGAGGGUGUUGCGUUGCAUUUGUGGAGGCUGACCUUGCAACUGAAGCUGCAUCAUUUGUCAGAAAAGAAUAUCUCAAGGUUCAGCCAGAGUUAGCAAGCCGAAUACAAAACGACAAUGCUGUUUUAAUAUGCGACUCUAGUGAAUGUGCACGUGUAAUUUAACCUGCAUUUUCCCCCUUAAUACUUAUAUUUCAUCAUUCUUCUAUUACCAAUCACACCUUGAAAUC